AUGGCGCCACAAGUGUUAUAUAUGGGGAUCCUCCGAAACGACCCGCAGCCUGCGCUGGAGCUUGCGGUGGAGAAAGAUCUUUCAAGCUUCUCUAGAUUUACACGACAAAACUAUGGCGAAUUCAUGACCAUGUUCGCUAAGACCGUUGCGGAGCGUACAAAACCGGGCAUUCGUCAAGAUGUGGAGGAGAAACAAUAUACGUUCCAUGCCUACGCCUCGUCACAAGGUAUCUGCGGCAUCAUCAUAUCAGACCCUACCUACCCGAAGAUGGUAGCCCACGGUCUUCUUUCGAAACUGGUUGAUGAGUUUACCAGCGCGCAUCCACGCUCCCAGUAUACAGGGACCAAUGUCGGGCAGCUGGAUUAUCCACAAUUGAAGGAAUAUAUUGUGAAAUACCAGAAUCCCGAGGAAGCUGAUAGUAUCAUGAAGAUUCAGCAAGAGCUUGAUGCGACAAAGGUAGUGCUACACAAGACAAUACAGAGCGUGCUGGAACGUGAGGAGAAGCUAGACACUUUGAUUGAGAAGUCCAAUGAGCUGUCAGGGCAAAGUAAAAUGUUCUAUACGCAAGCGAAGAAGCAAAACUCGUGCUGCAUUGUGAUGUAG
Messenger RNA from Endocarpon pusillum Z07020, 603 nucleotides. RefSeq lists its product as uncharacterized. Bases 1 to 603 code for a protein of 200 amino acids. Gene Ontology annotation, biological process: endoplasmic reticulum to Golgi vesicle-mediated transport. Gene Ontology annotation, molecular function: SNAP receptor activity. The record is from RefSeq and is a predicted model, not a curated record. Gene Ontology annotation, cellular component: Golgi apparatus. The transcript is spliced from 5 exons. NCBI's taxonomy places the organism in Eukaryota, Fungi, Ascomycota, Eurotiomycetes, Verrucariales, Verrucariaceae.